Messenger RNA from Vicia faba (fava bean), 372 nucleotides. NCBI's taxonomy places the organism in Eukaryota, Viridiplantae, Streptophyta, Magnoliopsida, Fabales, Fabaceae. The record is from the annotation of a GenBank genome assembly.
AUGAAUGAUCAGGCUGAAAAAACAGAUGUUAACACAGCUCUAUCUGUCAUUCAAUGCAACACAUCAGCUGCAACAUUCUUGGCCUCAGUUUCUUUGACUCUUUCUUCUCUAAUUGGGGCUUGGAUUGCCAAUAACUCCAAUAUUUUCUUCCAGAGUCAAUUGAUCUAUGGUGACACAAGUGCAACCACAAUUUCCAUCAAGUACAUUUCCUUACUAACAUGCUUUCUCCUUGCUUUUUCAUGCUUUAUUCAAUCAGCAAGACACUUUGUUCAUGCAAACUAUUUGAUAAGCAUACCAGAUAGUUUUGUUCCAAUUACUAGUGUCGAAUUAGCAGUCAUAAGAGAUGGUGAUUUCUGGUCUCUCGGUCUCUGA